Molecule: messenger RNA, 2859 nt
Organism: Ilex paraguariensis (yerba mate)
Lineage: Eukaryota; Viridiplantae; Streptophyta; Magnoliopsida; Aquifoliales; Aquifoliaceae
Source: the annotation of a GenBank genome assembly
CUCUCAUAAACCUAAAACCUCCCAUCAAACACUACACCAGACCCGACUAGCAGAACCUCUCUCUCUCUUUCUUUCUCCCCUUAUCCCCAACCGCAAUGUCGUCGAUCGCCGCUCCGGGGCACCUCCUCUCUCUCAACCUCACUCCCUACCUGCCGCCCCGGUGCAAGUUAUCCCCCACCACCGUCACCACCACCACCCGCCUCCAUUCCACCACCACCACUCGCCACUCCACCCCUAUCACAUCCCACCUCCUCUCUUCCUCCCAAAACCCUAAUAACAUUCCCAAAACCCCUCAAUCUACCAAGAACGUCUUCUCCCUUAAGAAAACCCUAGCUGUAUCUGCCGCCUCCGGCAUCCUCUUACACUUAGCCUUCUCCGCCCCUUCCCUUAUCAACCGUAUCGGCGGCGGCGGAGGCGGCAAUGGAGUUGGCGGAGGUGGUGGUGGCGGAGGUGGUGAAGGAAACGGCAAUUUCUGGUCCCGGAUAUUUUCUCCCGCAGCAAUCGCGAAAGACGAGGAGCCACCUCAAGAAUGGGACUCUCAUGGUUUACCUGCCAACAUUGUAGUCCAGCUCAACAAGCUCAGUGGAUUCAAGAAAUACAAACUCUCCGAAAUUCUCUUCUUCGAUCGGAGACGCUGGGCCACGGUGGGCACCGAAGACUCAUUCUUCGAAAUGGUAUCGCUUCGGCCCGGUGGUGUAUAUACCAAAGCCCAGCUGCAGAAAGAGCUUGAAACUCUAGCCACUUGUGGGAUGUUCGAAAAAGUCGAUCUUGAAGGGAAAACGAACCCGGACGGGACAAUUGGGAUAACGAUAUCAUUCAUGGAGAGCACUUGGCAGUCCGCGGAUAGGUUUAGAUGUAUAAAUGUGGGUUUGAUGCCGCAGUCGAAGCCGAUUGAAAUGGACCCAGAUAUGACUGAGAAGGAAAAGUUGGAGUAUUUUAGGAGUCAGGAGAAGGAUUAUAGGAGGAGAAUGGAUAGGGCGAGGCCGUGUUUAUUGCCGGCGACAGUGCACAGAGAGGUUGUGCUAAUGUUGAGGGAGGAAGGGAAGGUGAGUGCCAGGUUGUUGCAGAAGAUCAGGGAUCAGGUUCAGAAGGCAUACCAUGAUUUGGGGUAUGUGUGUGCUCAGGUUGUGAAUUUUGGGAAUUUGAAUACCAAGGAAGUAGUUUGUGAGGUGGUGGAAGGGGAUAUUACUCAGUUGGUCAUUCAGUUUCAGGAUAAGCUAGGGAAUGUGUGUGAGGGGAAUACCCAGCUUCCCGUGAUCAAGAGAGAAUUGCCCAAGCAGCUUCGGCCAGGGAAUGUUUUUAACAUAGAAGCAGGUAAACAAGCCUUGAGGAACAUAAACUCGCUUGCUCUUUUUUCAAAUAUCGAAGUCAAUCCAAGACCAGACGAAAAAAACGAAGGGGGAAUCAUUGUAGAAAUUAAGCUUAAAGAACUGGAACAGAAAUCAGCUGAAGUCAGUACGGAGUGGAGUAUUGUUCCCGGACGUGGUGGUCGCCCAACAUUGGCUUCAAUACAGCCUGGUGGAACUGUGUCCUUUGAGCAUCGGAAUCUCAAAGGGCUUAACAGGUCCAUUCUUGGUUCGGUGACAACUAGCAACUUCCUCAAUCCUCAGGAUGAUCUUGCUUUUAAACUUGAGUACGUGCAUCCAUAUUUUGAUGGUGUAUAUAAUACUCGCAACCGUACUUUCCGUGCAAGCUGCUUUAACAGCAGAAAACUGAGUCCAGUAUUCACAGGUGGACCAGGAGUAGAUGAAGUUCCUCCUAUAUGGGUUGAUCGAGCUGGAAUGAAAGCCAAUCUAACAGAAAAUUUCACCCGGCAGAGCAAAUUCACUUAUGGGUUUGUGAUGGAAGAGAUAACAACACGUGAUGAAAGCAGUCACAUUGCUGCAAAUGGUCAAAGGGUGUUGCCAAGUGGAGGAAUUAGCGCAGAUGGACCUCCAACAACCCUCAGUGGCACUGGUAUUGAUCGAAUGGUGUUUGCACAAGCAAAUAUCACAAGGGAUAACACCAAAUUUGUAAAUGGAGCAAUUGUUGGAGAGAGGAAUGUGUUCCAGCUUGACCAAGGCCUUGGCAUCGGCACUAAGUUUCCAUUCUUUAACCGCCACCAGCUAACACUGACCCAAUUCAUCCAGUUAAAGCAAGUGGAGGAAGGUGCUGGGAAACCACCACCGCCCGUGCUAGUCCUUCAUGGGCAUUAUGGUGGUUGUGUGGGAGACCUUCCUAGUUAUGAUGCUUUUACACUUGGUGGACCAUAUUCAGUGAGGGGUUACAACAUGGGAGAGAUAGGUGCAGCCAGAAAUAUCCUUGAGCUUGCUACGGAGCUACGGAUUCCUGUUAGAAACACACACGUUUAUGGAUUUGCUGAACAUGGGAAUGAUCUUGGAAGUUCAAAGGAUGUCAAGGGAAACCCAACAGAGGUAUACAGGCGAAUGGGUCAUGGUUCCUCAUACGGUGUUGGAGUCAAGCUAGGUCUAGUACGAGCAGAGUAUGCUGUGGAUCAUAACUCUGGGACUGGCACAAUCUUCUUCCGGUUUGGAGAGAGAUUCUGAGGCGUGCAUAAAGUGUUUCAUCGUUUUACCUCGUACAUUCUUCUAGUUGGCAACGGGAAAGAACUCCAGGAAAGUAUCUGGAUGGGUCUUGAGUUUAGAAUUUAGAUCUAUAGAGGUGUUUCGGUGUUCUGUGAGAUUUUCUGCGAUUUAUUAUUAUUGGUAUCUCUCUCUCUAUAUAUAAUUGGGAAGUCCCGGGGAAAAUUGUGAUGAUCAAAGUGUGAUGAUGGGUUCCCCUCCCCUUUCUUUCCCCUUCAUGAACUGGACGAUUCAUCAUACAAUUUUGAUAUUUAUUAAGGUUUUGUUUUGAAUAUCA